Molecule: messenger RNA, 2673 nt
Organism: Lipotes vexillifer (Yangtze River dolphin)
Lineage: Eukaryota; Metazoa; Chordata; Mammalia; Artiodactyla; Lipotidae
Gene: ATMIN
Product: ATM interactor
Exons: 4
Coding region: 295-2466 (723 amino acids)
Biological process (GO): positive regulation of transcription by RNA polymerase II
Cellular component (GO): nucleus
Molecular function (GO): DNA-binding transcription factor activity, RNA polymerase II-specific; transcription cis-regulatory region binding
Source: RefSeq, a predicted model, not a curated record
GCGGCGGCGGCGGCGGCGGCGGCGGGGCCCACGGCUCUGGCCUUGGGCGUCGCAGCCGUCCCGGCGGCCGCGAGGGGAGCCGCUGCCGCCUCCGGCCCGUGGGAUCCCCCCGGGCGGCUGAGGGGCAGCCGGCCGCGACCCACGGCAGCAAGGCAGCAGCCUGCGGGUGCGGCGCCGCCGGCCCGGGAGCUCAUCCAGCCGUCGGUGAGCGAGCUGUCCCGGGCCGUGCGGACCAACAUCCUGUGCACGGUGCGCGGCUGCGGCAAGAUCCUGCCCAACAGUCCCGCGCUCAACAUGCACCUGGUCAAGAGCCACCGCCUGCAGGAUGGCAUAGUGAAUCCAACAAUAAGAAAAGAUUUGAAAACUGUACCAAAAUUCUACUGUUGUCCAAUUGAAGGAUGCCCUAGAGGCCCUGACAGACCAUUUUCUCAAUUUUCUCUCGUAAAACAGCACUUUAUGAAAAUGCAUGCUGAAAAGAAGCAUAAAUGUAGUAAGUGCAGCAAUUCAUAUGGCACUGAGUGGGACUUGAAAAGGCAUGCAGAGGAUUGUGGUAAGACCUUCCAGUGCACAUGUGGCUGUCCCUAUGCCAGCAGGACUGCAUUACAGUCCCACAUCUACCGAACUGGCCAUGAGAUCCCUGCAGAACACAGGGAUCCACCUAGUAAGAAAAGGAAAAUGGAAAACUGCCUGCACAACCAGAAGUUGUCCAGUAAGACUGUUGAAUUGCUGAGCAACCAAGCAACCCCAAGACCAGAUGCUCAAGAACUAGAAACUUCAGAAAUAAAGCUAGUGGCUUCGUUUGAAGAUUCUUGCAGCUCUAAUGCCAGAAAGCAGACUCUUCCAACACCUCCAAGGUAUCCUCAGAAGUUGCUUUUACCAAAGCCCAAAGUGGCUUUGGUUAAACUCCCCGUUAUGCAGCUUUCUCCUGUGCCUGUCUUUGUGCCUACAGCCGACUCCUCAGCCCAGCCUGUGGUGUUGGGUGUCGAUCAUCAGGGCUCUGCCCACGGUGCUGUGCACUUACUGCCCUUGUCCGUCGGAACCCUGAUCCUCGGCCUAGAUUCGGAGGCUUGCUCUCUCAAGGAGAGCCUCCCUCUUUCAAAGAUUGUAAAUCCUGUUGCUGUUGAGCCAAUUAGCACAGGUGUUCAAGUGAACUUGGGUAAAAGUCCAUCUAACCCUUUACAAGAACUAGGGAACACAUGUCAGAAGAACAGCAUUUCUUCAAUCAAUGUACAGACAGAACUGUCUUAUACCACACAACACUUUAUACCAUCUGCAGAGUGGGCUAGCCCUGAUUCCUCUGUGUCAUCUUGUUCUCAAACUGAUUUGACAUUUGGUUCUCAAGUUUCCCUUCCCAUUAGUGUUCAUACUCAAACUUUUUUGCCCAGUUCUAAGGUAACCUCAUCUAUAGCAGCUCAGACUGAUGUGUUUAUAGAUGCCAGUUUCCAGUCAGGUGGGAUCUCCAGAGAAACUCAGACCAGUGGAAUGCAAAGUCCAACCGAUGAUCGAGUACAGAUGGACCAAGCUGUAAUGUGUGGAGACAUUUUUGAGAGUGUCCAUUCGUCAUAUGGUGUUUCUACAGACAGUAUUAUAAGCAGCAGCUUAGUAGCAGAGACUGUGACUCAUGGUUUGUUACCUCAGAACCACCCUAAAACUUUAAAUCAAGAUAUUGAGAAAUCUGCACCAAUUAUAAACUUCAGUGCACAGAAUAAUAGUAUACUUUCUUCACAGAAUAUGACAGAUAAUCAGACCCAAACCAUAGAUUUAUUAAGUGAUAUAGAAAACAUCUUGUCAAGUAAUCUGCCCGGUCAGACACUGGACAAUCGUAGUCUUUUGUCUGACACAAAUACUGGACCUGACACCCAGCUCCCAUCUGGCCCAACCCCGAAUCCUGCAAUUGAUUUUGAUAUUGAAGAGUUCUUUUCGGCCUCAAAUAUCCAGACUCAAACUGAAGAGAGUGAGCUUAGCACCAUGACCACGGAGCCAGUCUUGGAAUCCCUGGACAUAGAGACCCAAACUGACUUCUUACUUGCAGAUGCCUGUGCCCAGUCCUACAGCUGUAGGGGAAAUUCUAACUUCUUAGCCCUUGAAAUGUUUGACACGCAGACACAGACGGACCUGAACUUCUUUUUAGACAGUAGCCCUCAUCUGCCUCUGGGAAGUAUUCUGAAACACUCCAGCUUUUCCAUGAGUACUGAUUCAUCUGACACAGAGACCCAAACUGAAGGAAUCUCCACCGCUAAAAACCUACCUGCUCUAGAAAGCAAAGUUCAGUUGAACAGUGCAGAAACACAGACCAUGAAUUCUGGCUUUGAAACUUUGGGGAGCUUAUUCUUCACCAGCAAUGAAACUCAAACAGCAAUGGAUGACUUUCUUCUGGCCGAUUUGGCCUGGAACACGAUGGAAUCUCAGUUCAGCUCUGUUGAAACCCAGACAUGUGCAGAACUACACCCAGUCUCCAGCUUCUGAAAGUGGAAUCCACAUGGGGGAUGGCAUUUACAGUUGGUUCCCUUCUGGAUUUAGAAGAUGGAGAAUGGGGACAACAGUGUUAACUCUAUUGAAUGUACUUGAUGAUACAGUAACUUCGAUUAUCUGAGGUUCUUUGCCUUUUGUACUGUAAACAUGAAAUUUGUGUAAAAAUGUGUGAGUGUAUUAUAAAGUAUAAGAUGUUGAUCU